Messenger RNA from Adineta ricciae, 417 nucleotides. The record is from the annotation of a GenBank genome assembly. NCBI's taxonomy places the organism in Eukaryota, Metazoa, Rotifera, Eurotatoria, Adinetida, Adinetidae.
AUGACAACGAAAACAGCAACUACAUUAUCACCUAUCAAGCGAUGUCACGGAUCACCUAAUCUGAAGAAACGUCGCCUAUCAUCGAUUGCAACACAUCGGAAACAACAAAUGGAUUUAUCUUUAACUGUUUCAACAAUGUUAUCUUCACCGAAAACGAUCACAAUCACUUGCGAAAAACACUUUGUAUCGUCGAUUAAGUUACCCGAUCUUGUUCACGACCUAUUCAUAGAAGAACAACGUCGACAAACGAUUGUAAAUAUUGCCACAUUGUUACGAAAAGUUGGUGAUCAAAUGGAUGAACGCUUACAAAUAAACAACAGUUCAUCAUCAUCAUCAUCGUUAAUAGAUCACGUAUUCGGUCAACGACCCAUUACAUUUACUCAAUGUUUAUCUUCUAUCUUUCGCUUUUUCUUGUAA